Molecule: messenger RNA, 1061 nt
Organism: Erigeron canadensis
Lineage: Eukaryota; Viridiplantae; Streptophyta; Magnoliopsida; Asterales; Asteraceae
Product: cucumber peeling cupredoxin
Exons: 2
Coding region: 169-873 (234 amino acids)
Cellular component (GO): plasma membrane
Molecular function (GO): electron transfer activity
Source: RefSeq, a predicted model, not a curated record
UAAACACAUACACACAUUACAUUUAAUGAACCACAAGAAGCUGGUUGUGUACACCCAAAGAAAGUGACCCUUUAUAGCACUAGUUUCAAUCCAUUCCUUGCUUUCUCACUUCACCCAACACCUUUACUUAAAAUCAUAUUUCAAAUCAUAGUGAAAAAAGAAAAGAAAAUGAAGAUAAAUGUGUGGAUGGUUUGUGUUGUUAUGUUCAUGAUAAGCAAUGAAAAAUGGAUAGUUAUUACUUCUGCAUACAAGAACUACACUGUUGGAGAUGAUCUUGGUUGGUUUGACAAACUUGAGAAAUCAACUGUCAAUUACCAAAAAUGGGCUUCUUCUAAAACAUUCUCUCUUGGUGAUUUCCUUAUAUUCAACACAGAUAAUAACCACACAGUUGUACAAACAUACAAUUCCACCAUCUACAACCUCUGUGAUGAUAGUGAUUCGCUCGAUAACGACACAUUCCAUUAUGCAUCACCAGAUCCAUCCGCGGCCAUUGUCCACCCUGUAAGUGUAGCUGUCCCACUCCUCAAAGUGGGACCUACGUAUUUCUUCUCGAGUGAUUAUGAUGGUGAGCAAUGCGAGAAUGGCCAAAAGUUCAGUAUCAAUGUGACACAAGGACAAGGUUUACCACCGGAUUUGAGACCUCCGUCACCAGAAGCUCCAGGUCCAGUUAGUCAACAAUCAGGUGAUGAUACGGUGCCUGACACACUAGUUCCAGCUAACUUUGAUCAUCCUAAAGAUCUUGGUGACGCUGACAGUGAUGACGAUGAUGACGAUGGCAAGAAAAAGAAAUCAAAUGGGGUUAUUAUACAAAACUCAAGAUGGGGAUUUUUAAAGAUUUCGAUUCUGUUUGGAGUAUUACAUACAUGUUGGUAGAUCAAGACUUUCAUAUUUAUUUUAAGUUAUCAUUUAAUUAUUUGUGAGUUGUAUAAGUAGCUCAAAGAAUAGGGAUUCUGUGAGUUGAUAGGAAGGAUUGCUAAAGAUAACUAUAGAAAUAAAGGACAGAUGUAUUUGAUUGCUCAAAUUUUCUGUAGAUUUCUCUAAUGUCAUUGUUGUUUUCUCAA